This is a messenger RNA of Pocillopora meandrina, 5967 nucleotides long. Lineage: Eukaryota; Metazoa; Cnidaria; Anthozoa; Scleractinia; Pocilloporidae. The record is from the annotation of a GenBank genome assembly.
AACACAUCUAAUGGCGGAAAUGGACAUCCCUACAUGAAAACUCAAAAUUGUUGUUUUCAUAAAAAGCCGAUUUGCUGCUCCGGCCUCACUUUAACGUUAAAACAUGGGGAAUGGAAUGAACAAGGUAUGAAAUCUCCUCUUCGUUUCUCUUUUGUAAUAUUCUUGCGUUUUUCGACAAUAUUUCCAACUUUGACAUCGUCUGUACCGCUGGUGUGGAUUGCAGAAUUUAUUCUAAAAAGCUGUCGAUCGCAGCAAAGUUCUGUGUUAUUUUCUCUUAUUGAUUGGGAAGCCAACAGUUGUAAAAAGGGUUUGUGUUAAAUGCAGGUUAAAAUUUUUAGUAUGCUUGUUAUUCAAAGACGGGAACAUGGUUUUUUGCGCUCAAAUUAAGGCAAACAUAAUUCAUGUUUCUCUUCCAAAAUCUAAGUAAGUAGUAUUUUGAGUGAGAUUCUGUACAUUUAGUGGUCAGUUAUGGUAUAAAGAGGUCUUGUGUAUCGUCUCUUAUAAUACCCCUAAUCUGUGGAACGUGUUAGUGGUCAACCUGUUUCAAGCAGUCACCCCGCCCGCUAAAUACAGGUUCGCCUGUACAUCUCGGUCUGAAUAUCUCAGUAAAGCUUCAUAAAAUGUUAAUCAACUCAUUUGUGUUAUUUAUUCGCCUUCAUGGGUGAAAUUACCUAUGGCUGGAGGCCGUUAAGAGAGGAAAGGGAGAAAGAGCUCGUGACUUGGCAGCUGUAGGCCACAACAUCCUCCACUUCAAACUGGAAUUCAGGCCAAACUGUUGAAAAUCCUUCCUAACUGUGACUGCUGUUGAUCGUUGAGGUGUUGCUCUAUCCCUUCCCCAAAUUUAAGCUUCAAAGCUCGAAUAUUUUUUUAGAAAAUCAAUGCUGAAAUCAUGAAUACAGCUUUCUGGAUAUGAUUGGGGCCAAACUCAGUGACAAGAGGAAUUCAUAGCAUGCAAGCCGUUUCAAAUUUACUAAUCAGCACCUGGCAUCCUACAGUAGCCCUGUGCAGUUGAUGUCGAUGCACUUUAGGAGCUCUAUCAGUGAGGGGCUCAAAAAGUAGGGACUUCAUGCAUUACACUGGCAUGAUACUGGCUCUGUAAAAAUAUCAUGGCUACUUGCAUAGUUCUCCUUUUGAAUCCAAAGACUCAUGUUUGUGAUCACUUUAUUUUAUCUUAAACAGGUCCUUCCUGGACUUUAUCUUGGCAACAUCAGAGGUUUGACUUAAUUUAUUCUAAAUAAUUAAUCAUUUUACAAAAGUAUUUUGAAUACUAAGCAAUUUAAGGUUUGAUGUAAAUUUUGGAUAUAAAUUCAGGUAUGCUCAGUUUUUGUUGAUGUACCUUGCAGCAUGCAUGUCCUUGUAACCUAACAAUAUUAUUCAAAAAGCAUUCUUAUUUUUAAAAGAAAAGUGAGAAAUUAACUCUAACAGCUGUUCAAAGUUUACCUUCGAAAUAGUGUUUUAAAUUUUAUUUGUCUCAUUCUAUAUUUACUUAAUAUUUUUUAAUAUAUUAUAGUUACAUGUAUUACAUGGAGAAACCUUGAUUGGUAGUUUGAUGAAAUCUUUAAUAUUAUUAGUAGUUUCAUAAAAUCUGUAUCGCACUGCUUGACAAUUCAACCUUUUACCUGGCAUGUUCCAUCCCUUCCCUCCCUCCACCUUCCCUUUCCCACUGAUAAUAAGGAGGUUGGAUGUGAUCAUGGUGUGAUUAUUGGUUAUUUUUUCUUUGGGGCAUAAUGCAAUGUGAUCAAUCCUAUCUUAUAUGAAGAACUUACCAGUAGAAUAAGGCCAGACCACAAUACUUAGAGCUCUAUACCUUACUCUUGGUGUAAACUGUGUGGGGUUUUUAAACAUCCCCUGCCACCCAAUUUGCAAUGAAGAUGCUACAGACAGAGCUUAUUGUUUUUAUCCAAAAAGUCUCAUUAUUUGCACAUGACAUCAAAAUGGCAGCAGAUUCUCUUUCAUUAAACCCUCAAACUCUGUGUGCAAACAAUUGACUAUUUGAAAACUGGCCAUAUAAUGACUUUUUCUUUUAGAUGCCAAGGACAAGGAACAGUUAACAAAGUAUGGAAUAACACAUGUUGUGUCCAUUCAUGAUAAUGCACAGGCACUGAAUGAGGUAAUUUACUGUUAAUUUUAAAAAUGUGCAUUGAUUUUUACUGACUCGUGUGUUUUCAGCUUUUCAAAGAGAUUAGGGCCCAUGAGCCAUGAUUUGUUAUGAGGAAAUCAUACAAGACUUGACUGGUAUUAUGUGAUAGUGUGAUUUCAUUUACAAUUGAAUCAAAUAACAUAAUCUGAAAAAAAAAAAAAGCCUUCAUGUAUAUUUUCCUAACUUGAACAAAAUAAAUGACAAGGGGUUAUGUUAACUUUUAAUAACCUUCUAAAGAACCUCUGGAACAAUUUUAUUACUUCACUGGCUGUAUACUAAAUUUUUCAGUUUCAAAAUUAUAAUUGCCACAUAAAAGAGUCUUAGAGUUUUUAGAUUUGUGUAGGUUGAAUAAAUCGAGACCUAUAAUGGAGUUAAGAGUUCUAAACUGGGGCAAUUUUCACCUUUUCAGAAUCUAAUUUACAAGUGUUUUCAUGCAGCUGAUUCUCCUGAUCAAGAAAUGUAGGUUAUGUAAUCCAGUAAUUAUAAGAAAAAAAUAUUUUUAAGCAAUCAAUCAUGGAAAAAGUUUUUAAUAAUGGUAAUAGGACUGAUUGGAGUCCAAUUCUGUCUGUAAUCGUAUGAGUGAUAACAAGAUCGGACAACUGCGCAGUAGGAGUGUAAUUUGCUGAUCAUGAAUAUGAUUACAGACUGAAUUGGAAGACACAAAGUCUUUUUACAAAUUAAUCUUGAAAAUUACAAUUUCCAAGAAAAGAGAAAUAGCCAAAAUAUUUGCAUUAAAAGACUGACAAAGGAGGUAACAAAUUGUUUAAUAUCACUUUGAAAUUGACUACAAUCAAAAUUAAUUGAAUAUGAUUGGUUGAUUUAAACUACAACUUUGAAUGUGAUUGGCUUAGUGAACUGUCAGAUAACAAACUGUCUGAUAACAACUUGGCAUGUGAAUUAGUGGAGAAGAGGAGUUAUUUUAUAGCAAGGAAAAUUUAAUUUUUAUGAUUAUUGUUGUCAUUAUUUUUAUUUUUAUUAAAUAGUUGUAGUUUAAUUGCAGAGGUAAUUGUACAGAUGUAUGUGAUCUGAAUGUUUGUAAUAAUAUGUGGGUAAAUAUUGACUUUGAGUACAUAUGUUGCUGUAGAACUAACUAAAGUUAGGCUAAUUCAAUGAUACAAUUGCAUCAAGCCUAAUCUUCUUGAAGGCUUAAAUAUAUUGCUGCAAUCUGAAAAGAAAAACACAGCAAAUUCCAUUCCAAGCUUGGGUAAAUCUUUAUGUUAUAAAAGCUUUCCACACUUUGGUUUGUUUGAUUUUUUAUGGAGUCCAGCUAUAGAUGAGGGUUGCUCUUUCAGUGUUUGGAAUAGCAACAAUUGAGAAAUCUUUUUUGCAAAUUUUCAGAUCAGUUUACUUCAAGGAGAGCAUUGAUUUUAUUCACAACUGCAGGUAAAUGAUCCUCAUAGAAAGAUCCAUAUCCUUCGUCAUCUUUACUUAUUACUUAGUUAGCGGAUGUUUUGUCCCUGGAUCGAAAUGAAUUUGGGUUAAACUGAUUUUAAACCAGUUUUAUAAUUCUUUUCCUUUGAUUCAGAUAAAUUAUCAUGCAUAAUUCUGAAGCAAAACAAAACAACACAAAAAUUAAAAGUACAUUUUAAAAUUAACGUACAUUUUAGUCUGUUAGCUACACUGUUAGUUGCAUUUAUUUGUAAGCAAGUUUAUUUCCUUUUAUUUCAGGUUAAACGGUGGAGCAUGCUUAGUUCAUUGGUAGGCAACUGAUGAUUUCUACAGUUCUGACUUCUCCUUUAAUGAAAAUGCAACUUAUACAAUUUAUUAAGCAAAUUGCUUUGUGAAGUUGAAAUGAACAGUUGCCAUUUCGACAAUGGCAACUUGGAGGACUGAAAAAGAUAUGGAUGUAAUUUUAAAGCUUUUUUUAUGUUGAUAAGAUUUUAAUGGUUUUUUUAUUAUUAAUAUGCUUUUCGGAGCACAUAAAUUUAUCUUUCAAAAUCGAAAUAAGUGAUGACAUAUUUAUGGUAAAGAAACCAAAAACUGUUUUUUUCUUAAGAAAAGUGUUAACUAAACAAAGCGAGUGAGGUUAGUUAGUGAAUGAAUUUGAGUAAUGUUCGAUCUUGAGAGCGCCUUUCGAGUGAAUGUCGUAAAAUUAUUAUCAAAGUUCCCGUAAUCAUAAUGGCCAAUCAGAGAAAGGAAAAUUUUACAAGGAGCAAGUGAGACCUCAAAUUAAAAAACACCAUCAAACUGCCUGAAGCGCGGGAAAACGCGGGUGACUAUGAAGCGAAUGGUGAGUUUUAUAUUUGAUUGGUUGAGAGAGUGGCGCGCAUUUUCUGAUUCAAUUGUAAACAAAGGCUACCAAGGAUACUAUCUUUGCCGGGAUUAGAAAAAGUUGCCCAGGUAAGAAGGGGGCCGUUGGAAAUUUGAUAUUUUGAAUAGUCCGGUAUCGAAUCGAAUUGAAGGUUCGACUGUACAAAAGAGUUGUCCUAUCCAAGUUGCUUAUAGUUGUAAACUGAAGCUAUAUGUUCUUCAGACAUGUGGCAUGUUCACUUGAAUUUUGUUUCUAGUGAUUUUAAUGAGCAUUCCUUUUCUGUUGUUGCUGUUCUUUUUCCUCAAGCAUGGCGGGAGUGUCUCGCUCAACAACACUUGUAGCAGCGUAUAUCAUGGCAGUAACUCAGCUCGAUUGGAGAGAGGCUCUUAAAGCAAUUAAAUGUGCAAGACCUAUAGCUAACCCAAAUUACGGAUUUAAAAGACAACUACAAGAUUUCUACAACUUACAUGCACCUCAGGUACUAAAAAACUUGUGAGAGACAUGCAUUUUCAUUUAGAAAUGAUGCCUGUAUCGUAUUUCAUGUAAGAUAAACUUAAAAAGCCAAAUUUAGUUCAUGGUAAGCUUAAUGUUUGACUCAGUACAGUUUCACAAAACCGACUUUUAUGUUCGUCGCUUCUAUGCCACCAGCACUAAUUGUCCAGUGUUGCUUCCUGAGAGAUCACCGUGAUCCAAUGUUUUUUCCUUUCCUGAGCUAGUUGCUUUAGUUACUCGAAGAAGAAGAUUUAAACGCAGCGCUUGAUCGGGGGGAUGAGGUGAAGGAACUCGGAAACCAAGGACUUCUGGAUUGCACGCCUCACUCCGUGCUCACAACUUCCCUUGUCGAAAGGGAAACUUUAGAUAGAAAGUGGUAAUUUCAGUUUCUGAGUUUUCCAUGAAACUUUGUUUUUAUAAAAUCAGGAACGUGAAAGACUAAAAAGAGAGUUUCCUAACCCAAAAUAUAAUGACGAGGAAUUACUCCGAGACGUUAUGGCAAAAAGUGAGAACAACGAUGAUUCAGAAGAUCGCACGGAUGAUGUUAUGGACGCUUUAUGUAGACGUACACACAGGACUAAAAUUCAAUCAAUCGACAAGGAAAAUGAGGAAACAAUGGAUUCCGUAGGCGAGGAAAAGAUUGACUCAAUAGGCGAGGAACCUCCACCGAAUACAGCUGUAGAGAAUUAGAAUAUUUUCGUAGGGUUUUUUGCUUUGUUUUUCAGUUUUUGUCGCGAUUUAUGCUUCACUAGUUACAUGUAUUAGAAGAGAAAUCAUCACAAAUGGAAGUUAUACACAAAUUCUAAUCCAAUUCCCACACUGGUGCUUUUACUCAAAGUCUCAGAUGUUCGUUUUAUUGCUAUUUAAGCAAUAGACCGCACUUUCAAUCGGUUUACCGUCGUAAAACCCCUCGUGGGAUGCUGACAGAACAUGAGAAAUGUUUGUAAUUCGUACACGCCAAGGGCACGUGGUGUACAAACUUUUUUAGUGUUCUCCUAACAUUACGACAACAAAACAAUAGUAAGUGCGGUCUAUUGCUUUUAUGAAAUACACGAGACAAGUUUCAAUUUUCUUUGGGUUACAA